Grammomys surdaster is the source of this 1371-nucleotide messenger RNA. Its product is annotated as caspase-6. Gene Ontology annotation, cellular component: cytoplasm. The coding region runs from base 163 to 993 and encodes 276 amino acids. The record is from RefSeq and is a predicted model, not a curated record. The transcript has 7 exons. NCBI's taxonomy places the organism in Eukaryota, Metazoa, Chordata, Mammalia, Rodentia, Muridae. Gene Ontology annotation, biological process: proteolysis; apoptotic process.
CUGGUUCUGUCGGUCUCAGGUGCCACCAAGACCCUGGAGUCGGCCUCCUAACACCAGCAAUUUUGAGGCAGAUGGAGGAAACCUACUUAGCACCUAUUGGACAAGGAAAUGCCCCACUGGAGUCUUCAUUGAGAAAUAGUGCUGCCUGGGUGAAAGUAAAACAUGACAGAAAUCGAUGGCUUCUACAAAAGUAGGGAGGUGUUUGAUCCAGCAGAGCAGUACAAGAUGGACCACAAGAGGAGAGGAAUUGCCCUAAUCUUCAAUCACGAGAGGUUCUUCUGGCACUUGACCCUCCCAGAGAGACGUGGCACCAGUGCAGACAGGGACAACCUGACUCGAAGGUUUUCAGAACUAGGAUUUGAAGUGAAAUGUUUUAACGACCUCAGAGCAGAAGAAGUCCUGCUCAAAAUUCACGAGGUGUCAACUUCAAGCCACGUAGAUGCCGAUUGCUUCCUGUGUGUCUUCCUGAGCCACGGAGAAGGCAACCACAUUUAUGCCUACGACGCCAAAAUUGAAAUUCAGACAUUGACUGGCUUGUUCAAAGGAGACAAGUGUCAGAGCCUGGUUGGAAAACCCAAGAUAUUUAUCAUUCAGGCCUGUCGGGGCAACCAGCAUGACGUGCCCGUGGUUCCUCUGGAUGUGGUGGAUCAUAAGACAGACAAGCUGGACAACGUGACCCAGGUGGAUGCUGCCUCUGUGUACACUCUGCCUGCAGGGGCAGACUUCCUCAUGUGUUACUCUGUCGCAGAAGGAUAUUACUCUCACCGAGAAACUGUGAAUGGCUCCUGGUACAUUCAGGAUUUGUGUGAGUUGCUGGCAAGGUAUGGCAGUUCCCUCGAGUUCACGGAGCUGCUCACGCUGGUGAACAGAAAGGUCUCUCAGCGCCGUGUGGACUUCUGCAAAGACCCCAGUGCGAUCGGCAAGAAACAGGUUCCCUGCUUUGCCUCAAUGCUGACCAAAAAGCUGCAUUUCUGUCCCAAACCUAGUAAGUAGGGCCAUCUGUCUUGCUACAUAUGUUUCACACACAUUUCCCUUUCAUACAGAGGCCAGCUGGUCCAAGAUUUUCACCCAUCAAUGUAAACUGUUUCAAUUUUUUUAGAUGCCAUAGAAAAGUAAUGUUUUAUCUUUGUUAUUUUUCAAUCAUGUUGGACAUGGUGAAAGGGCUAAAAAAAAAUCCUCAGGAAAUUACUGUGCAUAAAUGUCUACUACAUUUAUUACAUUUUUAGUAAACUGCAAUAUUACUCAAAAAUACCAACUACUUUGCCUUACCUUUUGUGACACUAUUUAUACAAGUUUAUUGUAUAAUGUUUUUACAGAGUUUUGAAACUCAAGAAUGAGAUUUUUUUCACUUAAUAAAAUGUCUAAAACUCA